Molecule: messenger RNA, 2188 nt
Organism: Brassica napus (rape)
Lineage: Eukaryota; Viridiplantae; Streptophyta; Magnoliopsida; Brassicales; Brassicaceae
Exons: 4
Coding region: 941-1426 (161 amino acids)
Source: RefSeq, a predicted model, not a curated record
UUGAACCAAUUAUAAAAGCAAAAAAGUACUAUAAAUUUGAAUAUUUUAAAUAUUAGAUUUAAGAGACAGUAUAGGGAAAGACUGCAACAUAACAGUUUUUUACAGUACCAACUUUCUAAUAUUAAAAAAAAAAUUCUAAUAUUAGCAAUUUUCUCUAAAUAUAUUAUUUUUUGUAAAAUCAUUUCAAUCCAUUUAUAUAUUUAUAUAUUUAUUCAUUUAAACUCUAGAAGCUGAAUUUUACUAUAGUGCAUUUUAUAAUUAAAAAUACUACCGAAUUUAAAUUUUUAAAGUUUUUCGAUUUUCGAAAGAUAUAUAAUUCAAAAUGCUCUACAAUUUUAAGAAUUGAAAAUUGAACUUCUAUUAUUAGUAAAUUUUUCUUCUUUUUAGUAGUUAAAGGAAGAUAAAAAAAAAUCAAUUUCCAAAUUCAUAAUUAUGCAGAUGUAAGGCUAUAUAGCAUAAAUAAAAAUAAAACUAUAAUUCCGGUUUAAUCAGCUUCGAUCAAACAGCUUUCACCGGAGGCUUUUAGUAGAUUUAGUAAUGGGCUCAUUAGAAGGCCAAGCUUCAAUAUAGAAAAGCCCAUCAAAAGGGAGAUAUUUCUCUCUCACACAAAAAAUUCAAAAAAUAAAAGAGAGCUCAGAUCAUACCGCCACUAUAAGAAAAAACGCAGAGAAAACUUGCUUCAGAAGUUCAAAAUCGAAGAUGACUGAGUUCCCUUCUUCGAUCGAGAUAGAAGUCGCGUCGUCUCUCCUCCUCCUCCUCUCCUCCGAUCCAAUCGUCUUCUCUUCACCAAGGUACGCUUAUGAGUUUCGAAUCGCCGAAACGCUUCAAAAUCUAACUUACGCCCUUCGUUGAUUCUCAAAAUCGCAUUCGCAGUAGUCACAGAUCUGGAUCUGAGGAGGAGAAUCGCUCGCUGUGUGGCGAAAUCCAUGGUCAAGUAAGCAUGAGCUUGGUGUCUAAGAGAUCGUGCGAUUCGGCUAUCUCCAACAGUGGCUCGUCGUAUCGGAAGCGCUCUGAGGACGACUUCAUGAACUUCAAGAUUGCUAGAAAACGCCGCACGAAUGUGGUUUACAGCUCUGUUGAUUCGAAGAAUCUAGAGAUUGAUGAUCUCUCCAAGGAGGAGUCUUGCUUGUCUACAGGCUCCAACGAGGUUUCAAGCACGGAGAGCAGGAUCAUAGCCGCGAGCUGUGAGAAACCACAUAGAGAUUCAAAGAAGAAAGAGAGUCACAGGUCGAGUUCCAUUAGACGUAAGGCUGGAAAGAUCUUGGAGUUUCUUGACACCAGCGCCUCUUCUGAAGUUAAGAUCCGUCAAGUGCUUGGAGAUAACGCAGAUACAAGCAAAGCUCUCAGAAUGCUGGUGAAGAUUGGUUAUGUGAAGAGGUCUGGAGCAGGAGGAAAGCAUCAGCCCUUUAUUUACAAGAUUGCAUGACGAAACUAAACUAGUGCUUGAGGCAAGUCAGACUUUAUCCUCCUCCUCCUCCUCCGAUCUUCUGUUUAUACACGGUAUGAGUUCAUCCUCUUGAUGCUUGGUUACUAUAUGAAAACUAUAAUGGACAUAUAUACAUAUAUUAUAUACAUAUAUAUGGUCUAAACGUAUGUAUAGAAUGCUUAAGCACUUACAUGAACUGAGAAGGGUGGCUUACAUUGCCUCUGCAUCAUUCCAUCUCAGUUCAUGAAACUUAAAAGAAUGUGCUUUCUUUCAUAGUCAUAAUAAUGUCUCCAUUGACAAUAUAUAAAACUACCGUCUUUGUUCUUCCUAAUCUCUGCUCUUGUCGACAAAGGCUAGGAUCUUUAGUCAUCAAAGUUUACUCUUGGCUUUUAUGAAACUCUCUUUCUAGCAAUUGAUGUCAAAUUAAGGUCUUACAACCAGACAUGAUAAAGGAAAAAAAAAGGAAGCAAUAGUUUUCUUCUGUAUAAUGAAAUGAGAUUAAGUCCUCAAGAGUUUGAGUUGUCCGCAUCCCCUGAACGACCUGUGAAGAGGCUGGGAGUUUCUGAAACCCACAAUGUCUUCGAUUUCAACAGAUGGUGAAGGGACUACAUUUUUAUCGCUUGCCUUUUCUUUCAAAUGCUGACUCCCAUCCCAUAUACACACUCUUAUGCUCAACGAUUUCUACCGUGCUGCUCCAAUCUUGAUGUAUUCCUCGAAGAAAUCUAUUAACUCCUGCUUCUGAAGCUACCUUAGUGCCGCAAC